Molecule: messenger RNA, 1713 nt
Organism: Malania oleifera
Lineage: Eukaryota; Viridiplantae; Streptophyta; Magnoliopsida; Santalales; Ximeniaceae
Product: pentatricopeptide repeat-containing protein At1g62350
Exons: 4
Coding region: 519-1349 (276 amino acids)
Molecular function (GO): protein binding
Source: RefSeq, a predicted model, not a curated record
AUUCGUGCCCUGCUGCCCUAUUCGAUUCUUCAUUUGUGCGUGACGAGCGUCUCUGUUCAGAGAGCCAGCACGGGAGGAGAGAGUGACUGAGUGAGAGGCCCUUCAUUCUGGGGUUCUUCUUCGACCCUUUGAAGCCCUCUUUCCUUCGUGAGUUGGUCUUCCACACUGCGAACCAGCAGUAGCCCUUCGCGAGUUCGUCACUUCGUCAGGAGCUUCGCGAGUUCAUCGUGGACAUUUUCAAACCAGAAGGAGCUCCUCGCAAGCUCGUCUUUGAACGUUUGUGAGUUCAUCUGCGUCGAAGUUCGAAUUUGUCUAGUGACUGGUGCGCUUCUAUGUGCUGGACCUACGAACGAUCCACUCGGACCACUCCACACCUUGAGCAGCUCGAGUCGUCGUCUCCUCCAGGCUCCACGGAUCACUACCACAAGCUUCAAUCCCCUCCCCCCCCCCUAGCUCCACAGACCACUUCUCCACACCUCCAGCGUCCAGCUGCUCCAUGGUAAAGAUUAAGCUCCCUCAUGAUCCACAGUCGUAGAGGACCAGCCGACCAGAGGUGGAGCCGUGGAGUGUUUUCAGCCUUCAGAAUGUUGCGUUGCACUCAGACUCUCCUUCAAAAAGCUUCACCUAAAAACUCUCUGCUGCCUCUCUCUUGUCUCCAAAUCCUAGCUCUCUCAAACCAUGAUGAACAUGCAGACUGGCUCAUCCGCUCCAUCUCUGGGUCAGCCUCCAGCCCAAGCCUGUCAAUAUGGAGGCGCAAGAAAGAGAUGAGCAAAGAGGGCCUAAUUGUCGUCAAAGAGCUCAAGAGGCUACAAUCAAACGCCAUCCGUCUGGACCGCUUCAUGGGCUCCCAUGUCUCUCGCCUCCUCAAGUCUGAUCUCUUUGCCGUGCUUGCCGAAUUUCAGAGGCAAGGCCAAGUAUUUCUCUGUAUGAAGUUAUAUGAUGUGGUACGCAAGGAAAUAUGGUACCGGCCCGACAUGUUCUUUUACAGAGACAUGCUGAUGAUGCUUGCGAGGAAUCGAAAAGUAGAUGAAGCAAAGCAGGUGUGGGUUGAUUUGAAGAGAGAGGAGGUUCUGUUUGAUCAGCACACAUUUGGGGACAUUAUACGGUGCUUUUUAGACAGUGGAUUGCCUUCGGAAGCAAUGGACAUAUAUGAUGAAAUGAGACAAUCUCCCGACCCCCCAAUCUCAUUACCUUAUCGGGUCAUAUUGAAAGGUCUUGUCCCUUACCCAGAAUUGAGGGAGAAGGUAAAGGAUGACUUCUUAGAGCUUUUCCCUAAUAUGAUUGUGUAUGAUCCCCCUGAAGACUUGUUUGAAGACCAACGAUCGAGUACAAUGGAAGAAGAUGACUGAGAGUAUAUGGCCUUCGUCAUGAUUUUGCCUACUUGGGGAAACUAGUCAUGUGAAGAACUUCAAAGGAGUAAUGCCGUUUCACAGUGAUGAUAUUGUGCUCUGAAAUGAGCUGGUAAGUUAUUGUGCAGUAUUGUCAAAUAGGUGAGUUGUGUUAUAGCAGUAUUCUGAACUAUAGCAUUUUCGUGGUCUUUUUUUAACUCGGUUUCUCCCUCUAUUUUCUUAUCUCUCUCUCUCUCUCUCUCUCCCUCCCUCUUCUUCUUCGCUUUAGGUUUUUGAGGCCUUCAACUAAGAGUUGCAUUUAAACAUUGUAGCAAUUGCUGGACCAUUUAGUGGGUCAAUUAUAGAUGUUAAUGUUCCUAUGUUA